AUAUGGGCUGGAUCCAUGGAUCGCCAUCACGUGAUGCACAUUAGAAUAUACGAUGUUUUACUAUUUUCAGUAAAUAAAAUUACUUAUCCACGUGGUAAAGUGAUGGAGAGUCUGAGGAUAAACAGAGCUUAUGCUGAAGCUUAUGAGAAGAGGAAGAAAGCUGAAGAGCUCAGUAGAUUAAAGGAUAAGUAUGGGAGUGAUGCUGAGCUGGAGUCAAGCAGUAGCUCUGAAGAUGAAGAUGACAAUGCUAUGGGGAUUACUAGUAGGAAUAGGAAGGACUUUUUAAAGAUUUUAUCCCUCGUAAAAGAUAAAGACCCACGAAUAUACGACAAGGAGGUUGAACUGUUAAAAGAAGAAUCUGCUGACAGCUCUCCUGAAGAUAGUGAUUUAAAGACUACCUCCUCCAAGCCCACUUAUCUGAGAGAUUACGAGAGGGAGAGAGUACUCAAGUCGGCCAGAGGAGUACAGAGUGAUAGUGAGGAAGAGGAGGAGUCCCCCUCGUCCAACUUAUCAAAGGACAAGUUGCUUUAUAAUGAGGAGCAGCACACAUUAAAGAAGGAUUUGCUUGCAGCUGCUUCAUCAGAAGAUACAGACAAUUUGCUUACUGUUAGAGUCAAAUCAAAAGAGGAAAAGGAGGAAGAAGAAGAAGACUACAUAAAAUGGCUGAAAGGCCAAGAGGUUGAGCUAGGAACUGAUGAAGCAAAAGACAUGAAGACACUACAAAACUAUUGGAACAAUCCUGACAUAGACCCAGGGGAGGCCUUCCUCCGGGACUAUAUACUUAAUAGUAUGUGGGUGGAUAAGGAUCGGAUCAGAGUACCGACUUUUGACGAAGUUGUCGAAGAAGAUGAAGUGUUGGUGUCUGAAGACGAAGAAGAGUUAGAUGAACAAGAUGAUUUUGAGAAGACGUAUAACUUCAGAUUUGAAGAACCAGGUGGUAGCAAUAUUGUGAGUUAUCCUCGAAGCAUUCCAAAUUCUGUACGGGCAAAGAACGAAAAAAGGAUUGAGAAGAGAAAAGCAAGAGAAGAUAGGAAGCAGCUGGAGAAGCAGCAAAAGCAAGAAGAAUUGAAGAGGCUUAAGAACCUGAAGAGACAAGAGAUUCUUGCUAAACUAGACAAACUAAAAGAAUUAACGGGUAAUCCAAGCGUUGGUUUUACUGAGGAAGAUAUUGAUGGGGACUUUGAUCCUUCGAAAUACGAUGAAAUAAUGCAGAAGGUCUUCAACAAUGAAUAUUACAAUGAUCCUGCUGGAGGAGAAGAUGUGGAAAAACCAGUUUUCAGUGAUAGUGAAGAAGAAGAGAAUUGGGAUGAAUGGAUACCCCCAGAGAAUGAUGAUCAUGAUGAUGGUCCGCAUUGUGAGGAUCCUGACUUUAAUAUGGAUGCCGAUUUUCCUCAAGAAGAGGUCAAAAUGUCGAAAAGGAAAAGGAAACGUGGCUCAAUGUUCUCUCGUGCCCUCAAGAAAAAGAAGCCUCAGUUUGAGCCGGAAGAGAAGUCUUUUGAGGAAUAUUUUGACGAAUAUUACAAACUAGAUUACGAGGAUGUUAUUGGGGAUUUGCCAUGUCGGUUUCACUAUAGAACUGUUGAGCCCAAUGAUUACGGAUUGACUACCGAAGAGAUACUGACUUGUGAAGACAAGGAGCUUAAUAAGUGGGCAUCUCUCAAGAAGCUAGUGAAAUAUAGAACUAAGGAAGAGGAGAAGAGUGAAAUUAAGAAAUAUCGUAAGAAGGCAGCCAACAUUCAAAGAAAGGAACAGAUUCUAAUCAGCUUGAAAGAUUCUGUAGAGGAAGGGAAGGUGAAGAAAAAGAAGCAGAGAGAUAAGAAAAGUGAAGAGCCUCAGCCUGAUGUACAAAACCCUAAGAAAAAGAAAAAGAAGAAAAGAAAGAACACACUGGCAUCUCUUAGUGAGAAUAGACUGGCAGCCUAUGGACUUACACUUGAUGCUAAAAAGAGAACAAAAAAAUGAAUCUUUUUUCCACAAUAUUAUAACAUUUUCUAAGAAAAUUAUAAUAAAAAUAA
Molecule: messenger RNA, 2015 nt
Organism: Amphimedon queenslandica
Lineage: Eukaryota; Metazoa; Porifera; Demospongiae; Haplosclerida; Niphatidae
Product: protein KRI1 homolog
Exons: 16
Coding region: 16-1962 (648 amino acids)
Biological process (GO): endonucleolytic cleavage in ITS1 to separate SSU-rRNA from 5.8S rRNA and LSU-rRNA from tricistronic rRNA transcript (SSU-rRNA, 5.8S rRNA, LSU-rRNA)
Cellular component (GO): 90S preribosome; nucleolus
Source: RefSeq, a predicted model, not a curated record